UGUCAGUCAUAAUGAAAUGAUAGUGGGUUCGUUUGUCAGUGUUGGUUUAUAGUUUGUUAUCGUUCACUAUGUACUCACUGAAAGCGAAAUACAUAAUGGAUUACUGGAAUUGGGUGUUCAUAAUACUCGUUUCCCACGAAGCAGUUUCAGGAACACAAUGUGAACCUUCAGGAGUUGGUAACAUAACAGUGACGAAGGUGACUCCUGACUCGCUGACAGUGGUGUGGCAGGAGCCUACCUCAGCGCCCCACUGCACUCGAGGAUACAAACUUGUGCUCAGCCAGCAUAAAGAGUUCAAGAAGCAGAGAAACGAGACAAUAGAUGGAUCACAGAGGACCUACACUUUCACUGGGCUCAACCAGUGCACUCACUACUACAUCUCUGUUGAAGCUAUACCAAAUUCUGAUUCACAAAGUAAUCCAGCACCUGUCAAACCUUAUGAAAUUGGAUCCACAUCCUCGUAUACGUCAGUGAUAAGUAAAGCCACCGUGAAGGAUCUGACCAUUGAAAGUGUUUCUGAAGACCAAAUAACUAUUUCUUGGAAACCUAUUGACCACUGCCUUAAUGUAGAUUAUGAAGUGAAUGUGACAAACACAAAUUUGUUCACCAUCACUAAACACUUGAGCGUAGAUAUCACGGGGUUAGACCCUUGUACAACUUAUGAAAUUUACGUGACGGUUCUGUUUAGGGGAAUAUUGAGAUUGCAACCGUCAGCUAUAACAGCACGGACACUCCCUGGAGACAGAGUUGUGGAACUGUUAAACGUGAAGGCUGGGUGGAACAGCCUGCAGCUGGACUGGAAGUUACCAGACAUAUAUCGCAACAACUGUGUGACCGAGUACGUGGUGCAAGUGUGUAGUUUCUCGGAUUGUCUGGACGCGGUGACGGUACACGAUAUGUCGUACUAUGUCUCCAACCUGAGUGUCUGCACACUGUACACGGCCUCAGUAGUAGUCAAGCUCUCCGAGACCAAGUUGUCCUCCAGGAAUUCCACAGUAACACAGCUGACAAAAUCUGCUGAACCUCAACAGUCAGAACUGUUCUAUCCAGUUAAAGUUACAACAAACACAGUGGAGUUUGAGUGGCAAGUGUUGAACAUGUCAUCUGAAUGUGCAGCAAAAUUCGUUUUGUCAACUAUGAGCACAAAUGGUUCCAUUAUUGCGAAGCAGAAACUCGAUUAUACUUAUAGGAAGUACACCGUCUUAGAUUUAAAGCCCUGCCAAAACUAUUCUUUUGAGCUCAAGCUUGUGGAUGAGAAUGGCUCUUCUACGAUCGAUUAUAAUGCUGUCAACGUAGUCACACGAGCUUCAGAAUACCCUUUUGCUGCCCUUGCUAUUGUUUUGGCACCUAUUAUCUUGGCUAUAGCUAUUACAGGUGCGAUCAGUUUUAUUCUCUGGAGGAUAUGCAGGGAGGCAUGUGUAAUCAUCAAACAGUUUUUACAACACACUGAAAAUGUAUUGUCAUCACCUGGUCUGUUAAAAACAGAGUUUAAUAUUUUUGAAAGUGAAAGUAACCAGUAUCCUCAAGUAAUUGGAAAGUUGGAACAGAAUAAGGGAAAAAACCGAUACUGCAAUAUUUACCCAUAUGAUGUAACUCGGGUAAUACUGAAAGGAGAUCAUAAAGACGAUUAUAUCAAUGCUUCUCAUAUCAAGUUACAAGAAGCUAAGCCAGUAAAUUACAUAGCUUGUCAGGCACCUACAGCGACCACCUGCGGAGACUUCUGGAAAAUGAUUUUCCAGUUUCGUGUCAACCUGAUUGUAAUGCUUUGUAUGCAAUUUGAACUAGAAAGGGAAGGCUUUAUUUACUAUCCAAGGCUGAAAGAAGUUGUCAUGUACGACAAUAUUGUCAUUACGUGUUAUAAGGAAGAAGAGUUCUCGAAUUAUAUAGUUAGAACCAUUCUUGCUGAUAAGGCGGGUGUUUUACUGAAGGUGAAACAGUUUCUCUUCAUUGGAUGGCCCGAAUUUGGAGUGCCAGAAUCACCAGACGUAAUGGUGAAGUUUGUCAACGCUGUGCAACGCAUGAGCAAACGAAAAAAAGGCAAAAAGCACUAUAUGGUUGUACACUGUUGCGCAGGUGUUGGCAGAACAGGUACAUUUAUAGCCCUUGACGCCCUAAUGAGGUUGAUAAAAAAGUGGAACUGCACACUCAACAUAUUUGACAUAGUUCAAAAGAUAAGGAAGCAGAGGUGUUGUAUGGUGCAAACAGAGGUUCAAUACAAAUACAUCUACGAAUGUAUGAAAUACGCUUUGGAAAAUCACACAUCAUUCUUGGUAAAAGUGAGGAAGCCAGGAGUGUCAAACAGAAAGGACCUGGUACCGCUGAAAGAUCUGUAACCUCAAACCCCUACAGUAACCUGAGAUAAACCACUCAUUUGUGUUUUAAAGUAUAUUAAAAUUACGUUACAAUUUCUUUAAAAUGUAAAAGAAGUCUUCAUAUGCAUACAUGUAAAAUAUAUCCCAGAAAAAAAUAAUUGAAAUAGAUUUUUCAAAGUUUUGUUUAACUAAUUAAUAAUUAAAAAUUGUAAUCCUGUGAGAAGUCUUUGUCAACUUGAUUAUUACAAAGAUGGAAUUACUAAAAAUAAAUUUCUUUUAAUACUCUUUGGCAGGUUGAGUGCGCACACCACGUGUCACGCAAUAGAUUUCGCUUGGAUUGCACGCAAAAAUCUCAAAUCUAUAGUUCAUUUUGUUAGCCUAAUUCUGUCACUAUGUCAGAUGUUUGGAUGUAAUAUAAUUUUACUUAGCUUGUUUAUAAAGGCCUAUACUUUUAUCUUUAGUCUUGAGAUCUUGAGAGGAAAACUUUUAAAGAGGUAAAAAACUGUAAGUAAUUAAGGAGUAAGCCAUACUAUGUGUCGAAUGAUAGGAUUCGCUAACUUUGUAUCUCUUAUAUAUAAUUUAAGUCUAUAUCUACACUUGUCGCUAUAUGCUUGUUUUACUAUUAAUUAAAUCGGCAAGUUUAUCGUUGCCAUAGUAAGGCUAAUGUAAAAAUUUUCGCUAACGCUCAGCCAAAUCCCAUGGAGUGAAAUGUUUAAUUAUCGAAUUCAACGUUGUUUAUAUAGAAAUAAGCUUUAUGAUUGUAGUUCAGUUGGCUCGAGAGAUAUUGCGGGGAUAGACAAACAUUGGAAAAUUAAUUUUUCCAAGAACUUUUGUGAUGUGCUUCCCUAAAUCUCAGUCAGUAACUCAAUAAUUAUACGCAUAUCAAAUACAACAUAAAGAAAAAAUAUACUAAAUGUAUAAAUGAUCAACGAUGUGCAUUAAGCCGAUACUAAAUCCAUUCAAUUGCAUUGAUUCAAUCUAUUUGUAUUGAUAACUCUUGUGUACUUAUACGAUGAUGGAAUAUUUCAAACAAUGUUUUGUAUUGUAUGCUGUAAAAUUUGCCUUCGAACUAAAUAUAAAUGUUGGAGCUGACCUGAAGCUUUGUGUGCCUUCUUUUACAGCAUUGAAAUCGAUCGUAGAAGUGCCAUGCUCAUCGAUUUGCUUGCCCUCAAAAGAAUAGAUUUGUGAAGGCUUUAACUCUAAGACAGUGUACUUCCUAUCAAUAUGAUCGAGUUUCUUAUUCGCAAUAAUAGAACUACUUGGGCUCAAAGUAGAUCAAACGAAUUUUCUGGCACAUGCAGAUGGUUAAAAUAUAAUAACCAUAUAAUAUACCAUAAACCAUAUUUAUAAUACUCUGCUAAGAUAAGGUUCAUUUCUAGACUAAAUGUUUCGAAACUUUUAGUAAAGAAUAAAUAUUAUAACCCAAUGUUAUAAUUAUCAACAGUGUGAUUAUUUUAUUAUUGGAUUAUGUUUUUUUAUUAUAUACAUUAAUGUAAUGAAAGUAACUA
This is a messenger RNA of Homalodisca vitripennis (glassy-winged sharpshooter), 3820 nucleotides long. RefSeq names its product receptor-type tyrosine-protein phosphatase H-like. NCBI's taxonomy places the organism in Eukaryota, Metazoa, Arthropoda, Insecta, Hemiptera, Cicadellidae. Gene Ontology annotation, biological process: protein dephosphorylation. The record is from RefSeq and is a predicted model, not a curated record. Gene Ontology annotation, molecular function: protein binding; protein tyrosine phosphatase activity. The transcript has 15 exons. Bases 69 to 2333 code for a protein of 754 amino acids.